CGAAAUCUCCCCCUGCAUUUUGAAACCGCGCGAAACGAGAGAGGGAAGGUCUUCUCUCCCCCCUCCCCCAAAAUCCAACAAGAGGGAGGGCGCAGCCGCUCCCCGUCGGAUGCUGGCGCCGCCAUGACCGCCGCCGCGGCCGCGUGGCCGGUCUGCACCAUCUGCUACGAGGACCUCCGCCCGCUCUCCGACCAGCACCUCCACUGCCUGCCCGCCUGCGGCCACGUCUUCCACGCCCUCUGCCUGGAGCAAUGGCUGGAGUACUGCCCGGGCGGCAAGAAGAAGCGCACCUGCCCCGUCUGCAAGCAGGCCUGCGGCGCCGCGCACCCGCCGACCCGCCUCUACUUCCAGUCCACCGGCGCGUGCCCGACCCAGGCCGACCCUGCCUCGCAGGACGCCCCCGCGGGCCCCGACCCGGAGGCGCUCGCCGCCGAGCUCGCGCGGCUGGAGCAGAAGGCGGCGUCCCUCGGCAGGGUGGUUGAGGAGCAGCGCGAUGGCAUCAAGAACCUCAAUGCCGAGGUUGCCAGGUGGAUGGCGAAGGCGGCCGCCGCAGAGGCGAUGCAGGAAGCCGCGAGAAAGGAGAAAGACCAUGUCCAGAUGCUACUCAUUGCGAGAAAAGAGGAAUUGUUGAGGAAGACAUCAGAAUGUGGUAGAUUGCAGGAGAAGAGCCUUGCAUUGGCCAAAGAGCUCGCGGCACUGAAGCUGUCCUCGGACAUGAACCUUCCGGAGGAGGAGAUCCUUAAGUUGGCGUCACUCGGUAACCAUGGGAACCUAGAGAAUGCUGUUGAUGUGUUAAAGAGAUCCCUUGCUAUUCGGAACAAGAGCUACAAAGAAUUGAUGAUCCAAUGCAAUGUUCUCGGGAGAUCAGAGUCUCGCAUGCAGCAGAAGGUUGAGAAGGCCAAAGAGCUUGUAAAAAAGUUAAAGGCAAGGGUACAUGAACUUGAGAAGGAAUUAGAGGAAAAAGAAAAUAGUUUGAUAAGGGACUUGAGGCCUUCAAAGAAAUUGAAAGCAGACCAAACAAAAUCAGGGAAUAUCACAGCAAAUGAUGGUUUCCCUUGUCCAAGUGCUGGGAACAGAAAUCAAACAACCAAGCUUGAUGAAGUGAUGCAGGAUCCCUGCAACGACAAGCCUGACUUGAACCAGUUAAAACCUGAAGCUAUGAGUGAUCUGAAUUCUAAUGGCAACUUUGAGAACAAGAAUGUGGAUGUGGUAGAACUAGAUGCUGAUGAUUCCGCUUUUGGAAAUCAACACAAGACACAAUUAUCUGCCAAACCAUUUGGGACUGAUGAUAACACUUUGGAUUCCCAAAACAAUUCUAGUCUUUGUCAAAAUGAUAACAGACAGACGAUGACAUUUGAAUGCACAACUCAGCAUGUAGCGAAAGAAGCAUUCUUCCUCAAAAAUAAAGAAGCAACUGGAAAAUCAACCUCUCUGGCGAACCUUAGGGCUAAACUGCAUAUUUCUCAGGAGAGUCAUUUUGAGAGGACUAAUGUGACAACUUCAACAUGGGAGAAAGAAACACUAACAAUUGAUGGCAUCUCCAAACAAGCAACAAGGUUGACUUCUGGCACUGGACCUCAGCAGAUUCACAACUUCAAUUCUCUCUCUGAUGAUUUCCAGUCACCUGGAGUUCCUGGCAUGGAUGGAGCAAGAAAAGGCAUCGGCAAAUGGUGCAAGAGCUCAACAGCUCCUGGAUCUGCUUCUGCAUCUGCAAACCCGAACAGAGGCAACCUGAUUGCUGUGGGGCCGGACGGACGUGGAGGAAAGGUCAAAAUUCUAAGGGACCUUGGCGGAUUCCAAGGUAGCAAGUCUCAAGCUCUGUGGCCAAAGGCGCAGAAGAUUGGAGGCAAAGGUGGCCAAUCUCAGAUAUAUCACUUCUUUGGCAAGAGAUGAUCAUACUGAACAUUGCCUGUGAUGCUGUCAUUGGAUUAUGUGAAGUGCAUCUAUUGACAUCCAUCUGUACUUCUAAAGGUUCCGCUACAGUUGCCCUGAAUAACUGAAUCCAAUUUCUUGCAAUGGUAAAGUAUUGGGCCUACAGAACCUGUACACAAUCUAUACCACGCCAGAAAUCUGAAUUUACACCUUAGGUGUACCAUCCAGGCAUGUAUUGUUUACCUCUCAUUUUGAAAAUGUAGCAGUUCAUUUGAUGCGUCAGCUGAUGUAGAUGUAAAUGCAUAGGGAGCUUCACUUUUGGUUCA
Molecule: messenger RNA, 2198 nt
Organism: Panicum virgatum (switchgrass)
Lineage: Eukaryota; Viridiplantae; Streptophyta; Magnoliopsida; Poales; Poaceae
Product: E3 ubiquitin-protein ligase TRAIP-like
Exons: 9
Coding region: 124-1893 (589 amino acids)
Source: RefSeq, a predicted model, not a curated record